Messenger RNA from Rotaria sp. Silwood2, 1596 nucleotides. NCBI's taxonomy places the organism in Eukaryota, Metazoa, Rotifera, Eurotatoria, Philodinida, Philodinidae. The record is from the annotation of a GenBank genome assembly.
AUGUCUACAGCUACAGAAAAUCCAUCAACUAUUUCUAAGUCAGAAUUAACAAUGAAAUCAUCAUUUUAUCCUACAACUAACAUUCGACGUAAAUGGUGGAAAGAAUCUGUAGUAUAUCAAAUUUACCCACGAUCAUUUCAAGAUUCUAAUGGAGAUGGAAUAGGUGAUAUAAGAGGUAUUCUUCAACGACUUGAUUACAUAAAAAAUCUUGGAGCUGAUAUUAUUUGGAUUUGUCCAAUUUUUAAAAGUGCAAAUGAUGAUAAUGGAUAUGAUAUAUCUGAUUAUCAAGACAUCAUGGAUGUAUUUGGUACAAUGGAAGAUGUUGAUGAACUUAUAAAACAAGUUCAUAAUCGAAAUAUGCGCAUCAUUUUUGAUCUUGUUUUAAAUCAUACAAGCGAUGAACAUCCAUGGUUUAUCGAAUCUCGAUCAUCACUUACAAAUCCAAAACGUGAUUGGUACAUAUGGAGAGAUGGUAAACCUGGUGGUCUUCGUCCAAAUAAUUGGGAAAGUAUUUUUAAUGGUUCAGCUUGGGAAUAUGAUAAAGAAACAGAUCAAUAUUAUUUACAUUUAUUUUCUCGUAAAAUGCCUGAUCUUAAUUGGGAAUCUGUCUUCCCAAUAAUUGUUGAUCCAUUUGCAUCAAAUCCUAUUCCCGUAUCAUUUCUUGAUAAAGAUCAACAAGCAUGGACUGUUGAAGCUUAUAUAGAAGAACAAUGUUUUAUUAUACGUUUAUAUUAUUCUGAUAUAUUUAAAAUUCCAACUGAUUAUGUUCGUUCAAUAUGUUUUAAUAUAACUGUACGUAAUCAUCGUGAUACAAAAAUCACUACAAGUGUUUUUCCAAAACCUGUAACAAAAUAUUAUUCACAAAAAGAUCAUGAUGAAGGUUUAGAAAUAAGUACAACAUUAGAUGUUGAUGAAUUAACUCAACGUGGUUAUUUAAAUGAACAACAAAGUGUUACAAUUGAAAUAGAAAUUUUCUUUUCUCAUUUAAUGUAUUCACCUGAAUAUACACCAUUAGAUGAUAUUGUUCGUAAACAAAAACAACAAAUUAUGCGUGAAUUACAAACAGCACAAAAUGAGAAUUUUCAAUUAGAAAAAAAAUUACAUGAACUUCAAAUGUCUAUACAAAAUCCGGCUAUAUCAAAUCGUUUAUCUGAUGUGGCUAAUGGACCACAAAGUGGUAUAAGCGCACCAAAUACACCAAAUGUUGUUCGAAAAUAUUAUGAAAUGAAAUAUGGUGAUAAAAGUUCAGCAGGUAAUCCACCAAUAUCAAUGUCUAAUAAUGCUGCAAGUUUUGAUGGUGCACAAUCCAAUAUGAAUUCCCUACCUGUUCGUAAUGGUGUUUUAUCUGGCAAAGGAUCAUCAGUAUCAACAUCAUCAAUAUCAUCUGUUCCACAACCAAAUGUAACAAUGGGUGCGCGUAAUACACCAUUUAAAUUUACAACUAAAUUACCUGAUUCAAUACAAAAUACAAUAGCUAAUACAAGUCAAUCAUUACAAUCAAAAUUCCCAACUAGUUUCCAAAAAUUACAAGCAAGUGUAACACAAGGACCAACUAUAAAUAUGCUUGCUAGUAAAUUACAAAAUGCGUUUUCAUAA